Molecule: messenger RNA, 1371 nt
Organism: Lodderomyces parapsilosis
Lineage: Eukaryota; Fungi; Ascomycota; Pichiomycetes; Serinales; Debaryomycetaceae
Gene: DIE2
Product: dolichyl-P-Glc:Glc(2)Man(9)GlcNAc(2)-PP-dolichol alpha-1,2- glucosyltransferase
Exons: 1
Coding region: 1-1371 (456 amino acids)
Biological process (GO): dolichol-linked oligosaccharide biosynthetic process; protein N-linked glycosylation
Cellular component (GO): endoplasmic reticulum
Molecular function (GO): dolichyl pyrophosphate Glc2Man9GlcNAc2 alpha-1,2-glucosyltransferase activity
Source: RefSeq, a predicted model, not a curated record
AUGCCGUUGAUAAUUCCGACUAGACAAACAUAUCUUGAACCAGUGAUCAAGUACACUUGCACAUUGUUAUUUUUGAUCAUCUGUGGCCAAGUGUUUUUCAAAACCAAAGAGCUAGUCGCUCAACCAUUUGUUGAUGAGAUUUUCCACUUACGUCAAUGUCAAACUUAUUGUGCUUCUAGAUUCGACAAAUGGGAUAAUAAAAUCACAACGCCACCAGGGUUAUACUUAUUGGGACUUGUAUAUGCAAAAUCGUUAGAAGCGGUGACUGGCGUGUAUGAUUUGUGCCGAGACUAUAAUGUUCUACGAUCAUUGAAUUUAUUAGGUGGAAUCAUUGUAUUACCAAUUGUACUUCGAAACUUCAAAAGAUCAAACACGAGACAGUACUGGACAGUGAAUAUCAUAUCCCAACCGUUGUUGUUUACCUAUUACUUUUUAUUCUAUACUGAUGUAUGGUCAACAAUUUUGGUGGUGAUGUCACUCAGCUUGAUCAAUACGAGAGCUCACCAAUGGCCAAUUUUAAGCUCAAUAAUUGGAUUCGCAAGCUUAUGGAUGAGACAAACAAACAUUGCUUGGGUAGCUUUCAUUGCUGUUGUUUAUAUCGACAGACAGAUUUACAGAGUCCAAUCAAUUUUCGAUAGAGUCCAAUCGUUCAUUGGGAGAAGUUUGAAAAAUUGGUCUGCCUUAUCGGGUUACGCGGUCAAUUUUAUCUUGUUUACUGCAUUUUUGAAAUACAACGGAGGGAUCACAUUUGGAGAUAAGGAGAACCAUCAGAUUCAGUUACAUUUGGUUCAAGUGUUUUACUGUUUCACCUUUAUCAAUUUUUUUACAUGGCCCGUGUGGUUGAAUCGUUCAACGAUGUCAAAGUAUAUCAAUUUUCUUAUCGGAAACCAUGGAGUAAACAUCAUUUUCAAUAUGGCUGCCUUUGCUGGGAUAAAGUACAUAAUUGACAAUUACACCAUUGUCCAUCCUUUCCUACUUGCAGACAACAGACAUUACACUUUUUACAUUUUCAAAAGAUUACUCAGUCACAAGUAUAGCAGUGUGAUGGCAAUCCCUGUUUAUCAUUUCGCUUCAUACAAUAUCGUUGUAUCGUUAGCAAAAUCCAGAAAACUCAACCUAUCGCCUAUUGGUAUUCUAGCAUUCAUUGGAGCCAUAGUCUUGACUAUUGUGCCCUCACCAUUAUUCGAACCAAGGUAUUACAUCAUCCCAUUAGUGGUAUUUAGGUUGUACAUUGCCCCAAAUUAUCCUCUUGCCAACUUGCUUGAAUUCAUGUGGUUAAAUUUGAUCAACUUGAUUACCCUGUAUAUAUUUUUCACACACCAAUUCACUUGGGUAAGUGAACCUGGGGUAAUUCAGAGAAUUAUUUGGUGA